Molecule: messenger RNA, 1098 nt
Organism: Pleurotus ostreatus (oyster mushroom)
Lineage: Eukaryota; Fungi; Basidiomycota; Agaricomycetes; Agaricales; Pleurotaceae
Gene: MCA5
Product: Metacaspase
Exons: 10
Coding region: 1-1098 (365 amino acids)
Biological process (GO): proteolysis
Molecular function (GO): cysteine-type endopeptidase activity
Source: RefSeq, a predicted model, not a curated record
AUGCCUACCCAAGGGCCUGCCGGCAUGUCUGCCUAUCAUCAGUCGACUACCGAACGGCAAAUACGGACAUAUGGUCGGCAGCAAGUAAUAUACACCCAGGGCGCUCAAGUAGUGACCGUCAUCCAGAAGUCCAAGCAUCACCAUCACAAACAUCAUCAUUCGAAGCAUCAUCAUAGCAGUACAUCGCGACCACCGAUAUUGAUACAGCACAGUAGCCCCGCUGCGCCUCAGUUGAAUCAGACAUAUCCCACGGCGCCCAUCUUGUCCCUUCCUUAUGCUCAGCCUCAGUCGUACUCACAGCCCAACUUACCUCAAUCGGGCACGGCGCAUUAUUCCCAGCCUCAAUUUGUUCAACCAAACUAUGUUACCCCAGACUACCAACAGGCCGACGGACAACCAUUCGACGCUGAUCAGUCUCCGUAUUCCAAAUGUACUGGUAGGCGAAAAGCACUCUGCAUUGGUAUUAAUUACUUCGGGCAGCCGAACGAACUAAGAGGAUGCGUAAACGAUGCCAAGCGUGUCCGUGAUUUCCUAAUUCGCAACCACAGGUUCAGAGAGUCGGAUAUCGUCAUGCUGACUGACGAUAGCCCCGAUCCUGGUAAGCUCCCUACAAGGAGCAACAUAAUUCGAGCUAUGAAGUGGCUUGUGCGUUCCGGCAGACCGCAUGACUCCUUAUUCUUUCACUAUUCUGGACAUGGAGGACAGACACCUGACCUGGAUGGCGACGAGAUAGAUGGAUUCGACGAAGUUAUUUUCCCGAUGGAUUACAAGGAAAAGGGACAUGUUACUGACGAUACGAUGCAUGAUAUAAUGGCAAGUUCAUCGACACUCUCGCAAGGCUUGGUUGUUCAUAUAUGUAUCAUGUCCUGUUACCACCGAAGGUCAAGCCAUUACCCCGCAAUUUAUCGCCCGAACUGUAGAGUGAAAAGGCAACACAUCACUCCUCAAGCUCGCGAACGAAAAUCGUCCCCCGCUGACGUGAUAUCAUUUUCUGGUUGCAAGGACGGCCAAACGAGUGCCGAUACGUUCGCUAAUGGCGUCGCAGUGGGUGCUAUGAGUCAUGUGAGUCCUAGCCUGCAUACGUGGAUAGGUUCUUAA